AUGGCCAGUGCAAAUUAUUAUAAUGAUCGACGAAGACGUCGAAAAAAUCAGUCACUUAGUGCACCAUUCGAUAUACAAAUUCCAUCAUCACUUAAAGAUCCAACAGAUACUUGUUCUUUAUGCAAACAACUCGAAUCUUUAAGAAAUGAUGAUAAUGCACGUAAUUUAGCUCUUAAUUAUUUACAUAGUCAUGAGGAUUUUGCAAAUGUAUGGAAUUCGACAACUAUUCGUCCAAAUACACGACGUAUGAUGCGUAAAAUGGUACAAAUACAAACAAUCAAUGCUGUAUGCAAUGGAUUCUAUCGGCUUCCGAAUGGUGCUAAAAUAAAUUUAGACAAGAAUAGAAUGGCAUAUGCAGCUCAAAAUACUCGGCAAUACGGUAAUGAUUAUGAAUAUGAUACAACAUUUCAACAAUAUACUUACGAACAGUCAUGUCAAAUAUUUGUUAUUAAUGGUGAUUGUCUUGAUGUUGUCAUGUAUUUCAAAGAUAAAUAUCCAAAAUCGAAUCCAGUUGUAUUAAAUAUGGCUUCAGCAAGAAAUCCUGGUGGCGGUUGGAAAAAUGGUGCUGGUGCACAAGAAGAAAAUCUUCAUCGUCGUACAAAUAUGUUUCAAUGUCUUGAAGAUCCUUAUCAUGAAUUAGAAGGUCAACGAAAUUGGGAUUAUCAUAUACCUGAAUUUGGUGGUGUUUAUACUCCAAAUGUAAGUGUUUUUCGUGGUUCAGAAUCUAAUGGUUAUCCAUUUUUCCCGAAUGGUCCAGAAUAUAUUUCAUUUAUUGCUUGUGCAGCUUAUUCUCAUCCACCAACAGAAACAGAUGAAAAUGGAGAAUUGAAAUUAAGUGGUAAACAUGUAAUACAAAAUAUGAAAAAUAAAAUGGAAAGUAUUUUCAAAAUUGCACUCGAAAAUAAACAUGAUAUUUUAAUAUUAUCAGCAUUAGGAUGUGGUGCUUUUCAAAAUCCUCCAAAACAUAUUGCACAGUUAUUUCAUGAAGUAAUUGCAACAAAAUAUAAAAAAUCAUUUAAAUACAUAGUUUUUGCUAUUAUUAAUGAUCAUAAUGCUAUGAAAGCUCAUAAUCCAACUGGUAAUAUUCAACCAUUUGCUGAAGUUUUUCAAGUCGAUACUCUAUCCAUCGAUGAACUUCAAGAAAGACUUUCUUAA
Rotaria sordida is the source of this 1155-nucleotide messenger RNA. The record is from the annotation of a GenBank genome assembly. NCBI's taxonomy places the organism in Eukaryota, Metazoa, Rotifera, Eurotatoria, Philodinida, Philodinidae.